Triticum urartu is the source of this 4046-nucleotide messenger RNA. Lineage: Eukaryota; Viridiplantae; Streptophyta; Magnoliopsida; Poales; Poaceae. The record is from RefSeq and is a predicted model, not a curated record.
CGUCGCCGUAAAAUGCGUUGCCCGUCCUGACUUCCCGCGCCGGCGACGCUCGAGCAAGGAAGCGGGAGUGGGCGCCGGCGGCCACUCGGCACCGUAUCAAGAUGAUGCAACUACAGAAGAGGUCAACUUUUAGCCUUAUUUUUCAAGCGGGAAAAGAGAGAGAUAGCAACCUAAUGCAUUGAUUGAUGGGUUUCUUCAUUCCCUCAUUUUCUCCCAAUUGACUUAGCCUGUCGUAGACCCUUAUCCUCUUCCCAGGAUUCCUUAAACAAGUCUGUGACAAGGGCAAAUGUUGAUUUUGGUUCCAGGAGUGAGACCAUUAUGCAUGGUGAAGUUGCCUAGAAGUUCAGCUGAUCUGGUUUGUGAUAGUAUGCAACUCACUCCAGGAAUCUUCCUAUAAGAAUAGAUUGCCAUUUCCUAAAAAAAAGUGGAGUCGGUUGGAAGAAAGGUAACCUCCUCGUAUGAUUGGUUGACACUUGGUGCAGAAUGCAGUUUUUGCCAAUCCACAUUCUCUUAUUCCUAGAAACAAUACUGGUAGUCAGGCACACCAAUGGAAUCAGUUCAAGCGAGGGUGACAUGCAUGAACCAGUUCUGGUACAAAGGUUGGACCUCGUCACAAGGAUAAUCAAGUUUAGACACCGUUCACAUGGUUGACCGAUACUCGAAGUUCAUGAAUUCCACUUCUAUAUACAUUGCUGCUUUGCAAUGACCAGCCUCUUCCCAUACCACUUGACAUCCCCUUCUCCCGAAUCCCAAAGCCUCACACACAGUCCAUAAGGCUAUUUAGAUUGCUUGAUUGUGGGAAAGAAGACCCUGCAACAAAUGGAGGGGGUGAUAGCGGUUGCCAUGACAGGAGCGAUGUCAUCACUCCUAAGCAAGCUCGCGGCCUUGCUGGAGAAGAAGUACAGGCUGUCCAAAGAUGCGAAGAAGGAGAUCAUCUCUUUGAAAGAUGAGAUGAGCUCUAUGAAUGCUCUGCUCCUGAAGCUGUCUAGGUUCGACGAGCUCGAUGAGCAACAGAAGGACUGGCGUGACAAGGUCCGUGAGCUAUCUUAUGGUAUGGAAGACUGCAUCGACAUAUUCAUGAAUGAUCUUGAUAGUGCUGAUGCCAAGGAUGGGCUUUUGGGUGAACUAAAGAAGCUCAAGGCUCACUACAAGAUUGCUAACAGAAUUGAAGAACUCAAGGCUCAGGUCUUGGAAGCAAGCGAUCGUCACAAUAGAUAUAAGCUUGAUGAGCAUGUUGGUUCUUCUCGGGGCCCUGAAGCUAUUGACCCUCGUGUACAGGCACUCUACACCGAGGCCAGUAGCCUUGUAGGUAUAGAUCGCCCAAAGGUCAAGCUUAUCGAGUUGCUGAGGAUGGAGGAGAAUGCACCACAACUUCAUGUGGUAUCAGUUGUUGGAUUUGGAGGCAUGGGCAAGACAACGCUUGCCAAACAAGUUCAUGAUAAGAUCAAAAGCCAAUUUGAUUGCACAGCCUUUGUAUCGGUGGCUCAAAAUCCCAGUCUUAUCAAGGUAUUGUCAGAUAUACUCUCUGGAGUUUGGGGGCAGGUGCCUUCUUUCCUGAAUGAAGAGCGCCAACUGAUCGACAAACUUAGGGAAGUUCUCCAAAACAAAAGGUACCUCAUCGUCAUUGAUGAUAUAUGGACAAUGGAAGCCUGGAACAUUAUCAAAUGUUCUUUGAUGGAGAAUAAUAAUGGCAGUAGAGUUAUAACAACUACACGUAUUGAAGAUGUAGCUCAGGCAUGUUCUUGUUCACAUGGCCAUGUUUACAAGCUCAAACCUCUUAAUGAUCUUGACUCAAGGAGAUUAUUCCAUGGAAGGAUUUUCCCCUCUGAAGAUGCUUGUCCUGAGAAACUAAUGAAUGUUUCUGAUGAAAUUCUAAAGAAAUGUCAAGGGGUUCCACUAGCCAUACUGACUGUAGCCAGCCUUUUGGCUAAUCAUAAGGAGGUAAAUUCAAAGGAUUUCUGGGAAAUGAUACAAAACUAUUUAAGUUUACAGUUGGAAGGAAACCCUGCUUUUCAAUGGAUGAGACAUGUCCUUAAUCUUGGAUACAGUUAUUUAUCUCUGGAUCUCAAGACCUGCAUGCUAUAUCUUGGUAUAUUUCCUGAAGAUUCUGAAAUAAGAAAGGAUGAUUUGGUUAAGAGAUGGGUCGCCGAGGGUUUUGUUGGCCUAGAGGAGAUGGCAGAAAGUUAUUUUAGUGAGCUCAUCAAUAAAAACAUGAUCCAAAUAGCCAGGUUUGAUGACUGUGGGAAUGUGCUGUCUUGUCGAGUGCAUGAUCUAAUGCUUGACUUUAUCAUACUGAAGUCCACAGAAGAAAACUUUAUCACUGUAAUUAAGGAAUCCCCUAUUAUUCGUGAUCCACAUACCAGGAAAUGCUCCAUGGAAGUUCGCCGACUAUCCCUCCAAGUCAGAAAUUCAGAAUGCAAUCAUGUGGUAGGGAGCAUUGCUUUAGCCCAAGUUAGGUCAUUUAACUUUUGGGGCCCUGGUCAAUGUAUGCCUUCUCUCUCGAGGUUUCAACUCGUGCGAGUUCUACAUCUUGAUGUUUAUGAUACCAAGGAAGAGCAGUAUGAUCUAUCUUCUAUAUGCAAUUUGUUCCUACUGAGAUAUUUGAGGAUUGGAGGUUUGAAGUGUGAGAAACUCCUAAAACAAUUGCAAAAAUUGAAACAUCUGAAGAUAUUGGAGAUCGUCGGUGGAGAAAAUGGUGCAUGGCUGGAUGUUCGCUACUUACCCUCAAUGUUGUGGCAUCUCAUCAUUCCUUCAGAUCUGUCUUUGUUUGGUGGGAUCGGCAGGAUGGAAGCCCUCCGUACUUUGCAUGAACUUCGCAUCACAGAUUUUGGGCUCCUGGAUGAAUUCAAUCUGAGGACAAAAGUUGAUCUGAAGACAAAUCUGGAGAUCCUGAAGGAACUCGGUAAUCUGAAGAACUUGAGAGAGCUAAAGCUUCACCUGUCCGGACUCACUAACGCUUUUGAAGACUGUCUACUCCCUUCGCUCUGUAGGCUCAGCAGCCUUCAAUCCCUAACCACUAGUGGAGACCACUUAAAUGGUGAUUGCUUGGCUUAUUGGACCCCACCUCCACGCCAUCUUUAUAGAUUGCACGUGCUGAACUGCCCCUUCUCCAUGGUCCCAGAUUGGAUUGUGCGACUUGAAAAUCUCAAAAGCUUGGAGAUGCAACUUGUGUCACUGCCGAGGAUUGGUGUUGAGGUUCUCUCCAGUCUGACCUCACUGGUGCACCUUACAUUGCGUGUUAGGGAUCAUGCUCCCGAAGAAGACGUCGUCGUUAUCCGUGGUUCAACGUUCCCAAACCUCAAGAAUCUUGUCUUCACAUAUGAAGUGCCUUGCCUGGUGUUCGAGGCAGGGGCUAUGCCAAGGCUCGAGGACCUCACUAUAGAGUGUUGCGCAGAAGCUGUGCAGCACGCCGAUGGUGUUCUUGAUGGCAUCGAGCACCUGGGAAGUCUCAAGGCAUGCAAGGUGAACAUUUACAAGCGGGCCGGGCUCUUUAGGCAAAGUUGUUUUCAUAUGAUGGUAUGCAGUUCAUGUGGAAUGGAAGAAAAGGAUCCACACAUGCAGGGGCAGAGUCUUCAGGCUGCGAUCAGGGAGGCGAUCAACAAGCACCCGGGUAAUCCCAAUAUCAGCAUUAUAACUUUUUGAUAGUGCGAUCAAGUGAAGGAGAUGGGAGGAAGCACCCAAGUCAAAAAGGUGUUUGUUCUUGUGUAUCAAAUGGUUGCGAUGUGAGCAGAUGAAAGCUAGGGCCAAGCGAUUGGAGUGUUGGGGCUUUACUACAACGCCUCAGUACAAGGAGCAAAUGGAAGCUAGGGCCAAGCGAUUAGGGUGGCUUAUGAGGGAGUUUAUGUCCCAAUUUGAAAUGUCUCCAAAAGAAUGUCCCAAUUUGAAUGAUGAGCCUGUAAUUUUUUCCCAUGCUAAGUUGAUAUGGUGUGUUUAUUUUGUUUUGAGCUUGUAAUCCUUGUAGCUAUGACACGCUAAUAAACAUUGGGUUGUGUGCAUUCGCAAUAUAGAGGCUGGAGGCAAUAUAUAUUUUAUUUUCUAAAGAAAAA